Messenger RNA from Heterostelium album PN500, 1659 nucleotides. RefSeq names its product G-protein-coupled receptor family protein (gene fslF). Gene Ontology annotation, molecular function: protein binding. The transcript has 7 exons. NCBI's taxonomy places the organism in Eukaryota, Evosea, Eumycetozoa, Acytosteliales, Acytosteliaceae. Bases 1 to 1659 code for a protein of 552 amino acids. The record is from RefSeq and is a predicted model, not a curated record.
AUGACAAUGAUGAUUGGUGUAACUCAACUGUUUUUAGAAACACAACUUAAAAUGUUGGCAACUUCUCAAAGUUUAGAUAAUGAUUCUUGUAGAAGUUCUACAUUAUUGUUACUUUGUUCAACUUUAUAUCCUCCAUGUGUAACAAAACAAUUUAGUAAUGAAUCAAUUACUUUUCCAUCAUUCCCAUGUCAAUCAGUGUGUGCAGACAAUUCUGGAAAAUGUUCCUUCUAUAAUCCGGGUAUUCUUCCAAUUAUGAAUUGUAGUACAAUCAAUAGUUUCGGACAACCUGUCUAUCCACAAAAUAAUACAUACUAUAACUUGACUCUAACUACUGGUGAUAAUAUCACAGAGUCUAUUCAAUGUAAUUCAAACUAUACACUUAGUAUCCCAGCUUUUUGUCCAUCACCUUUAGCAUUUGUACCAGAAAGUGAAAAACAUGAAGAUACAUAUUAUUUAUUGGGUGAUUCAAGUUGUGCAAUUCCAUGUCCUUUCAAAGUAGAUACCCCUCAAAAAGAAUACAAUGUCAAAGUAAUGACAUUGGUGUUGCACUCGAUCAGUUUCUUUUGUUCAAUACUCCUUGUUUUAAUUAAUGGUGUAUUACCAAAUGAAAUUACUAAUACAAUGGGAAAUAUUCUAUUCUUUGCAAUAGGAUCAAUGUUGAUUUCAAUUUGUUUCUUCCAGAGUACUGCAAAUGAUUAUUUCAGAUGUGAUGGUAAUAGAUAUAUAGUUCAAAAGGAUACUAGAUGUGGAAUAAAUGGAUUUUUCUUUCAAUUUGGUAUUUUGAUUACCAUUUUCUUCUGGACAAUGAUUCUCUACGAUUACUUUGUAACCAUUAGAAUGAAAAAGAUUGAACACUAUAGAAGAUAUACUAUAACUAUAUGGACAAUCAUAUGUAUAUUAACAAUCCUUCCAAUGGCAACUCAUCAGUUUGCAUCCAAUUAUAUAACACCAAACUGUUGGAUCAUGGAUUCUCAAUGGCAAUUAGGAGCAUUUUAUGUUCCAGCAAUGAUUGUUAUGGCUUUGGGUUUUUUAUUUACUAGUUAUAUCAUAGUAAAAAUAUUUAUGUUAUAUAAAAUUUUAAAACAAAAACAAGUAUUAAUAUAUAAUCUAAAAUUAAUAUUUGUAAUGUUGGUAGUACUAUUUGAUUUUGCAUGCAUUAUUGCUUUCAAAUUUUAUUCUGAGCAUCAAGUUAGUGUCUAUGCUGCACAGUUGGAGAGUUGGGUAUUUUGUCUCUUGACUUCUGAAAACUGUCAAUUUGUAUUGCCAGACUAUGCAGUUCGUGUAAUCCAGGGUAUUUCAUCUUCGAGUCUGGGAAUCAUUGGAUUUUUGGCGUUUGGAAUCGAUCCCAGCGUCGUGACCAAUUUCUAUCAAUCCAAGAAAGUUCUUUGGGUCCUACAGGUACUCGGUAAUUCAUUCUCUUCCAGCAGUAAAUCAUCGACUAGCAGCAGCGGAAAGAGAGAUCAGCGUAUGACUAUGCUUUCGGAGAGCUCCAAGAGUGGAGUCUCAACUUCUUCACCACCAUCGAGAACUCAAUCCAAACUAAACCUAUCGAUCAACCAGAGUCAAGCACAUUUGGCUACAAUAACAUUGGCAACCGAAGAACCAUUGGAAAGAGAAGACGAACCCCAAACAGAGCCAGAACCAUUAACAGAAGUUUAA